Messenger RNA from Eupeodes corollae, 1464 nucleotides. It is a transcript of the gene IFT52, whose product is annotated as intraflagellar transport protein 52 homolog. NCBI's taxonomy places the organism in Eukaryota, Metazoa, Arthropoda, Insecta, Diptera, Syrphidae. Gene Ontology annotation, cellular component: cilium; centriole; intraciliary transport particle B. The coding region runs from base 129 to 1442 and encodes 437 amino acids. The transcript has 6 exons. Gene Ontology annotation, biological process: intraciliary transport; cilium assembly. The record is from RefSeq and is a predicted model, not a curated record.
UUGAAUCAAAAUUAAAAUCAUCAACAAUCACACCUGGACGUCUUCAAAAAGACUUUUUAUUUUAUUUAAGAAAAAUAAUUUACCAAGAUUUAAUCAAUUUACAUAAUUCAAGAAGAAAUAAAACAAAAAUGUCCAAAGGCGUAAUAUCAUUUGACAUAUCAAAAAAUGAAAAAUUUCAACUGUCAGAAAAUUAUAAAAUGUUGCAUCGUAAGAUCAAAAUGAAUUGGAAAGUUGAACAAAAUGAUGGAGAACUUACAAAAGAAAAGUUGGCAAGAGUUAAUAUUUUUGUUAUUGCUGGACCACAGGAUAAGUUUACGGAAGAUGAAUUUAUUGUUUUGAAGGAAUUUAUUGAAAAUGGUGGAAAAGUUAUGACACUAUUGGGUGAAGGCGGUGAAAAUGAUUAUAAUACAAAUGUGAAUUUCUUUUUGGAAGAAUAUGGAAUGUACAUAAACAGUGACACAGUUGUUCGCCCGCAUUACUACAAAAAUUUCCACCCCAAGGAGUGUGUGAUCGGUGGUGGUGUUGUCUGCGAGUCGAUGUGGCGCGAUCUUAUCAAACAAGAUAUCGAAAUAGUUGAUUAUGAGUUUAGCGAUGAGAAACAUCGUAUUCACUUUCAAUAUCCCUACGGAGCAACGCUAAAUGUCACCGAUCCAGCUAAUAUCCUCAUGACAACCGGACCAGUUGUUUACCCUUUCAAUCGACCCCUAGUUGGCUAUUAUCACAACAACAACAACGAUAGCAAUGGAAAAAUUCUUGCCAUCGGUUCGGGAUACAUCUGGCAUGAUAAGUAUCUGACAGAUAAAACAAAUGACGCCAUUUUGGAGUAUUUUCUUAAUCUCCUAUCGAAUGACAGCAUUCGAUUUACACAUUUGGAUUUUAAUGAUGUUGAGAUAAAUGACACCAAAGUAUUUACAGAUAUCGCAUUCCUGUCAGACUUGCCUCGACCAUGUUUGGUUGAUUCAAUUGGCUCUGAAACUCCAUCGGAUUUUAGGCAAAUGUUCGAUAUGACAUUAUUUUCGCUUAGUAAUCGCUUGUUGAAAGAAGUCAUAGAUACGUAUCGGCAAUUAAAUGUUAAAUAUGAACCUCUCAAGAUAAUUAAACCACAGUUUGAGAUAUCAUUACCACCGUUACAGCUUGCGACCUUUCCGCCGAUUUUCAGUGAACCACCAGCUCCGCCAUUGGAACUUUACAAUUUAGAUGAAGUUUGCAGCUCGUCACGGUCGCAAUUGACACAAAUGACAGGGAAAUGUUUGUCAUCGAUUCAAGCCAAGGAUCCGCGGAAGCCAAUCAAUGCAAAGGAAUUGGAAAAUUAUAUUAAGGAAUGUGCUAGGAUUACUGGAAUUUAUCCAGGAGACGGACGUGGACUUGAGAUGACAGCAAGGGAAAUUCUUAAUGUUAUCGCUGUGAAUAUUUGUAACUUUAAACCAUAUUUAGAUGAAUAAACGUUCCUUUUUUUUGUUUAAA